This is a messenger RNA of Planococcus citri (citrus mealybug), 6404 nucleotides long. RefSeq names its product otoferlin-like. Gene Ontology annotation, cellular component: membrane. Gene Ontology annotation, biological process: plasma membrane organization. The coding region runs from base 161 to 6232 and encodes 2023 amino acids. The record is from RefSeq and is a predicted model, not a curated record. Lineage: Eukaryota; Metazoa; Arthropoda; Insecta; Hemiptera; Pseudococcidae. The transcript has 37 exons.
AAAGUGUACUGCCGAAAGCAGUUAUUCUAAACGAAGCGCAACAGCACCACGAACCAGGUAACUGGCCUGUUACUUCAUUUCGAAUUUUCACGUCGCGUACAAUGUACCGCGUAUAUUUUUCGCCGUUUAAUACCAAAACAAAAUCGAUGUAAGAUAUAAAAUGUCGUUAAAUAUUCGCGUUAAGCAAUUUCGUUUGGCCAAAUGCAAAGGUGAAAAAAUUGCCAAGAUUGAAUUUCGGGGUGUUCAUUAUUUUACGAAAAUUUUAGAAGAUAGAAGUGAAAUUCUAACUGUUGAUCAACGUUUUGAAUGGAAAGUUGCAAGAUUCAUAGAUAGUCACGAACAACUACAUAUACAAUUAUUCUCUUAUAGUAGAUGUUUGAAUCACCGAUUAAUCGGUUCAUUUAGUAUCGUCUUGCAACGCCUGUUACAAGUGGGACGAUUAUCAUUAGACGAAGUUUUGGUCGAUUCAAAUAAUCAGCCACUGCCGGUUUCUGUCGAAUGUGAUAUUUGGUAUCAUCAACCAGAUGGAGAAUCCUCAUUACUGGAAUCCUGGUCCGAUAACAGGACUCUAGAUGAAGACCAACAAAUGCUAAUAGAUAUAGGACAAAAUAUAGCCAAUUUAGAAAAAUCAUUCCUCUAUAGCAAACCAGACGUUUGGUCACCGAUGGUGGAAUCAAUGGAUACCAGAGAUAUGCAGCCUUUAUUAAAACGCGAAAACUCAUUCAGUUCUCCGGAGGUUACACCUAAAGAGAAAAAAAAAACUUCCAAGAUAAAAAACAGCGUCAAAAAUUUAAUGAGGAUAGGAAAACAACGAUCUUGGUCAGCCAACGAUAAAGAAGAAUUAUUACAAAAUGUUCAAGGCGAAUCGUCGCGAAUGACUAGUCAUCAUACAGCUCCAGCUCUCACUUGUAAUACCGCUCCGUCAUCGGAUAAUGAAUCGAUUAUCUCCUUAUUUGAUGAACCAGUUGGACAGAAAAAAGCCAUGAAAGCGAAGAGCUCAGUUUUUGGAGUACAAAACGCUUUAAAAUCUCAAGACUUUCAAGUCUGCAUUACCAUUAUAGAAGGAAGACAGUUGGCUGGUUUAAAUAUGGAUCCAGUCGUCUGCGUGCAAGUCGGAGAUAUCAAAAAAUAUACCAGCGUUAAAGAGAGUACAAAUUGUCCGUACUAUAAUGAAUACUUCGUGUUUGAUUUUCAUAUGCCAGCAGUUAUGUUGUUUGAUAAAAUAAUAACGUUAACGGUUUUACAUUCUAGAAAAAUAUUACGAUCCGGAACCGUAGUAGGGUCGUUUAAAAUAGACCUAAGGACUGUAUAUGACGCGCCAGAGCAUCAAUUUUACCACAAAUGGGCGUUAUUAACGGAUCCUGACGACAUAGCCGGUGGGCCCAAAGGUUAUUUAAAAUGCGAUAUUUGUGUAAUUGGCAAAGGGGAUACCAUAAAAAUACCAGCCAAGAUGGAAAAAGACGAAGACGACAUCGAAGGGAAUUUAUUAUUACCCGAUGGUGUACCGGUAGAAAGGCAAAGAGCUCGUUUUAUUGUGAAAAUUUACAGAGCUGAUGGUCUCCCAAAAAUGAACAGCUCGAUUGUUGCCAACGUAAAAAAAGCUUUCACUGGAGAAUUAAAAGACUUGGUAAAUCCUUACGUUCAAGUCUCAUUUGCCGGAUUAACGGGUAAAACAAGCGUAAAGAAACAUUGCUACGCUCCGGUAUGGAACGAGCAGAUAGUUUUCUACGAAAUGUUUCCUCCCUUGUGUCAGAGGAUCAAAAUACAGCUCAGAGAUAAUGAUCCAGUGAACAGUAACGUUAUCGGAACACAUUUCGUUGAUCUCAAAGAAAUAUCAAACGACGGAGAAAAAGGAUUCCUACCGACGUUCGGUCCAGCUUUUAUUCAUUUGUACGGGUCAACCAGGGAUUACUGUCUGAUUGAUGAGCAUUCGUCUCUAAACGCUGGUCUCGGCGAAGGUGUCUCGUAUAGGGGUCGCCUGCUCAUAGCGGUUAGAACCGAAAUAACAGAGAGUUUCGAUAUCGUCUCUUCAGAAGUAGAAAUUGAACCCACAUAUCCAAUAACCGAGUCAGCUUAUGGCAAAUCGGAAGAAUUUUUUUUAUUUUGUUCCAUUUUGGAUGCGACGAUGAUCGAGAGGAAAUUGGGAGAGAAACCUUUAUUUUUCGAAAUAAGCGUUGGCAACGCUGGUAAUAUAAUGGAUGGACACAAUGAUUCUCAGAAUAACGAAGCUCCCGAGCAAUCAGAACCCUUGCAUACUGUUGUGUCUACUGAAAGCGAAGCUUGGCAAAGUACAACACCAUCAAUGAAACCAAUGACACACGAUAGAGUGUAUUACUUUUUGCCGUAUUGGGACGAUAAGCCAUGUAUGUAUGUGAGGUCAUGUUGGCCAGAUUAUCGACGAAGGAUGUACAACUCUAAUAUUAUAAUGAAAUUGAUGGAGAAUUUAGACGAAGGCUUGUCUGAGGUUUACCAUAUGAUAGAAACAGAUCAAACAGACGCCGACCGUAAAUUAAGACUGGUUUUAGAGGAUCUUACAAUUGGAUGCAAUAAAUACCUUUCUAUUUCAAAAGGAGCCGGAUCAGGGCCCGGAGUGGGUAAAACAAGACUCGACCGAGAACGAAUGAAAAUGUGCCAUAAAGAAAUAGAUUUAAUGGGAAGAAAUGCUCGAAAUUUGAAAGCAAUCGUUACCAAGCAUUCUUUGAAAGAACGGUAUAAAACAGCGCAAGGUUAUUUACAAAAACUCAAAAAUAUGGUCGAAGACCCACAACACGCACUUCCUGAUGUUUUUUUAUGGCUGGUGAGUAAUGGCAAGAGAUACGCGUAUCAACGAAUAGCGGCGAAAGAUUUGAUAUUCUCGAUGGUUGAAGAGGAAUGCGGAAAAUUUUGUUCAAAAGUUCACACAAGGUUUUUAAAACUUCCGGGUAAAAAAGGAACUGGUACGAGUGGCUGGACGAUUCAGACAAAAUUAGAUAUUUAUUUAUGGUUAGGUUUGCUGAAACAUAAAAAAUAUUUCCUCAAUGGUUACCCAAAAGGAUACGAGAUGACAAACGAAGUUAGAAAUAUAGAACGACCAUACGCCCUUCCCCCGUUAAAAAUACAUUACACCGAGAAAUACACAUUUCAAUUUCGAGCUUACAUGUACCAAGCGAGAUCGUUGAUAGGAUCAGAUGCUUCAGGUUUAUCAGAUCCUUUUGCUCGAGUGAUCAUUGGAGAAUACAUGAGAGUAACUCAGGUGAUAGACGAAACUUUAAGUCCAACGUGGGACGAGUUAUUGGUCGUAGAUAACAUUUUAUUGUACGGUUCGAAGCAAGAUAUUAAAAAAGAACCACCGGCCAUUGUAAUAGAAAUUUUCGACCAAGAUAAAGUGGGUAAAUCCGAAUUUUUAGGUAGAACUACGGCUCGACCUCAUGUUAAAUUAUCAGACGAACCUUACAUGAAACCAAAUUUUCCACCUUCGUUAGAAUGGUACGAUAUUCACCGAGGAAAUGAACACGCUGGCGAACUUUUAGCAACGUUUGAACUUCUACAGAUAACUUCUGAUUUAGAAUUGCCAGAACUUCCACAACCCAAAGAUAUUUAUAUAUUACCAGUAAACAAUCAACCUCACAUAGGGCCCAUUUUACCCGUACCAAAAGGUAUACGACCAACAUUAGCAAAAUACAGAAUAGAAGUUCUCUUCUGGGGUCUGAGGGAUUUAAAACGUGUUCAUUUGAUGGCUGUAGAUCGACCGAGGGUAGACAUAGAAUGUGCUGGAAAUAUUUUAUAUUCAUCUGUUAUACAGAAUGCCAAGAAAAAUCCAAAUUUCAGCAAUCCAGUCAAAUUUAUAGACUUGGAACUCCCAGAGGAGGAACUUUACAGACCACCUUUAACAAUACGUGCUGUUGACUGUCGAAGUUUUGGACGUUUUACGUUGGUAGGCACUCAUAUGAUAAAUUCGGUUCAGAAAUACAUUUACGAUCCGGCGAUAAAACGAGAAAAAGAAGACGAUAAAAAUAAACCCUCGCAGCAAAUGCCGAAUGGGUAUUGUGUUUACGAUAGCGGUCAGAACGAAAUAGGUGUCAUUAAUUGCGGUGAGGUUUACCCUGAAACUUUGUGUUCGAUUAACGAAGUAAUAAUUAAAAUGGACUGUGAAAUGACUAAUGACAAUAAAACUCUUAAAAAAUCAACAAGGAGUCGUAAAAGAAGUAUGGAAGAUAUGUUAGAUGAAGAUACAGACGAAGAUAAUAACGACUGGUGGACGAAAUAUUUUGCUUCUAUGGAAGCAGCUGCUCAAGAAGAACACGAGGCAGCGAAAAUAAAAUUUUUACAAGAUCAAUCAAAUAUGCUACCAAAACCAGAAGCUGAAUGUGAUAUAAAAGGUUCCAAAAGUAAACUGGGGUCUUCUGCAGCUUCUAAAAUCGUAUCCAAGUGGAGUCCCAAAAGCGCCCAACGUAAAAAGAAAAAAAGAAUAGCAAAAUUUAGAAUAUACUCGAAUGAAUUAGAAGCCCAGCCAGAAUUCAAUAGAUUUAAAGAGUGGUUAUUGCCAUUCGAUCUGUACAGAGGUAAAAAGACUGAUGAAGAUUCCGAAGACGAAAGUAGAGUUGUUGGUAUAUUCAAGGGCUCGAUAAAAGUGUACAAAUGGCCUUUACCGAAAGACAUCGAUGACCAUACAAUUAUGGGUUUUGAUCCUCAGUAUGGGUUUUUUCAAGGCGUUCCUUCAAAUGAUCCGAUUCACGUAUUAGUAAGAGUUUACAUAGUUAAAGCAAAUGAUCUCCAUCCGACUGAUUUAAAUGGGAAGGCAGAUCCUUACAUCGUUUUGCAAUUAGGAUCAAAAAGAAUUAGUGAUAAAGACAAUUACAUUUCGAAACAACUCAAUCCAGUGUUUGGAAAGUGUUUCGAAAUCGAAGCAACAUUCCCGCAAGAUUCCAUGCUGACUAUUCAGGUUUUAGAUUGGGAUUUAGUAGGAUCGGAUGAUUUAAUAGGUGAAACGAGAAUCGAUCUAGAGAACAGAUUUUACAGCAGGCAUCGUGCAACUUGUGGCAUAGCUGAAAAAUAUGAAACAGUUGGCUAUAACAGAUGGAGAGAUCCAAUGAAACCUACACAAAUACUAGCCAAGCUUUGUAAAGAUUCAAAGCUCGAGCCACCUUCUUAUAUGAAUGGUACAGUGAAAGUUGGUCGUAAGCUGUUCAAAAUUCAAAGCAUAGAUGAUAACCACGAAUGGAUUCGUGCGAAAGGAGUCGAAGAACAAAUGGCAUUAGCUGUGUUACAUCAUUGGAAUCAGAUCCCUCGAGUGGGUUGUAUUUUAGUUCCUGAACACAUAGAAACACGACCUUUAUAUAAACCUGACAAAAUUGGCAUAGAAAGGGGUAAAUUGGAAAUGUGGGUUGAUAUGUUCCCUAUGGAUAUGCCUCUACCAGGACCACCAAUUGAUAUUUCUCCUAGAAAACCAAAAUCAUACGUUUUACGAGUAAUAAUAUGGAACACUGAUGACGUAGUAUUAGAGGACGAUGCUUUUUUCACUGGUGAAAAAAUGUCCGAUAUAUACGUAAAAGGUUGGCUCAAGGGUCCUGAAGACUGCCAGUGCACAGAUAUACAUUACAGAUCAUUAACCGGAGAAGGGAAUUUCAAUUGGCGAUUCAUAUUUCCAUUUAAUUACCUGAUAGCCGAAGGGAAAAUUGUGACAUCGAAAAAAGAAUCAUUGUUUUCUUGGGAUGAGAGCGAAAGUAAAAUCCCAGCUCGCCUUGAAUUACAAGUUUGGGAUGCAGAUCAUUUUUCUGCUGAUGAUUUUUUGGGAGCUUUAACAUUGGAUCUUAAUAGAUUUCCUAGAGGAGCAAAAUCUGCUAAAUUAUGUACAUUAGAUAUGUUGAAUAAUGAUGGUACAGUACCGAUGAUUAAUAUAUUCAAACAAAAAAGAGUGAAAGGAUGGUGGCCUUUUUACGUGAAGAAAGAAAACGAAGAAAUGGAAUUAACGGGAAAAGUUGAAGCUGAAUUGCACCUCCUUACUCAAGAAGAAGCAGAAAAAAAUCCAGCUGGACAAGGGCGCAGUGAACCAGAUCCUUUGGAUAAACCGAAUCGUCCAGACUCGUCAUUCAUGUGGUUCAUGAAUCCAAUCAAAUCAAUCAGAUAUAUAAUAUGGCAUAACUAUAAGUGGACUAUAUUAAAAAUUAUAGUAAUACUUUUCCUUGCUGUAAUGAUCUUGAUAUUCUUUUACUCAAUUCCAGGCUAUAGCGUUAAAAAAAUGCUUGGAGCGUAGUGUUCAAAUUCGCAUGCCUACCUAUUUUGUAUUAUAAAAAACUACCUUUGUACCUAUACCUAAUAAAAAAUUAUCAGUAUUACUAAAAUCUUAUAAAGUUACCAGACUAUGUACCUCUAUACCUAUUAAUAUUAAUGUAUAGUUGAGAUAAAAUAAACCACAUUUGCUAUAA